AUGGGCUCAGUUGUAAUCCCCAUUCCAGAUGGAGAUCAUCAGGAAUUUACUGAUCUCAGAAAGGAAAAGAGAUUCCAAGUUUCUCUAAGUCCUGUCAUUUCUUUUGUCCAGAAAAAUAAGGACAUCAUAAGAAAAAUCAUUCACUGUAUCAAAGUUGGAAUUGCUCUGGUAUUGGUUUCUCUUGUCUACUUCGUCGACUCUCUCUACAAGGAAGUUGGAGACGAUAAUGCCAUGUGGGCUAUAAUGACUGUUGUGGUUAUCUUUGAGUUCCAUGCAGGGGCUACGCUUAGCAAGGGUUUCAAUCGUGGAAUUGGGACUGUUUUAGGAGGCGGAUUGGGAUGUUUAGCAGUAAUUUUAGGUCAAAAAGUUGGUGGAAUCGGCAACCCUUUUAUCGUUGGAGUUUCUCUCUUUAUUCUUGGUGGGGCAGCAACUUAUGCUAGACUGAUUCCAAAGAUUAAGAAGAGACAUGACUAUGGAGCAAUGAUUUUCAUCCUCACAUUCAAUCUGGUUUCGGUAUCCGGUUUACGUGAAGACAAUGUCAUGGAAAUAGCCCGUGAACGUCUCACGAUGAUUGUUUUGGGCUUCGCCAUCUGCAUUUGCACCAACUUUUUAGUGUUUCCCAUAUGGGCUAGCGAUGAGCUUCAUAAUUCUAUGGUCUCCAAAUUUGAAUGCCUUGCAAGCUCCAUCGAAGGAUGCAUAGAGGAGUAUUUCAGAUUAGUCAGUGAAAAGGAGAACCAGUCAGUUCAGACGGUUGCUAGUAAUUUCAGGAAUUGCACAUCAGUGCUAAACUCGAAGGCAAAGGAUGAAUCUUUGGUAAAUUUUGCAAAAUGGGAGCCGUGGCAUGGCAAAUUUGGGCUAUCCCACCCUUGGGAGAAGUACCAAAAGAUUGGAGAGAUUCUGAGAGAAUUGGCUGGGACCAUACUUUCACUUAAGGGUUCUCUUAAUUCUCACAAAGAGCCCUUGCAAGCUUUGAGAGAGUCAAUCAAAGAACCUUGUGAAGCAGCUGGAUCAUCACUUGCAUCGACUCUGAGAGAGCUUGGAGAGAGCAUCAUGAAAAUGAGAAGGUGCCAGCCAGAGCCUUGCAUAGUGCCCAAGUUAAAAUUAGCGAGACAAGAGCUUAGUCAGGUCAUAUCUCCUCUCAAACUAGGGAAAAUUGAUAGUGCUGAGGGACUUGCAGUAGCAUGCUUUGUGUUCACACUAAUGGAGGUGGUUGAGAAGCUGAAAGAUUUAGCCAAGGAGGUGGAAGAGCUUGGAGAACUUGCCGGUUUCCAUCAAAGCUAA
Molecule: messenger RNA, 1281 nt
Organism: Dovyalis caffra
Lineage: Eukaryota; Viridiplantae; Streptophyta; Magnoliopsida; Malpighiales; Salicaceae
Source: the annotation of a GenBank genome assembly